GAGUUAGAUUAGUUGGAGCGUGAUGGUGCCGAGAUGAACCAAGAGGGCGGACGGUCCAGAUUACAUCCAGUGGACCAGACUACCUCUCCUCUCCUCGGCUGGGCAGCGCUCCAAGAACCUAGCCCUCUUCCAUCCGAGGUGCCCAGAUCCGCCUGGAUUGAGAGGCAGGAGAUGGGGCAGGCCUUCCGCAAGCUCUUCGACGCCUUCUUCGGCAACAAGGAGAUGCGGGUGGUGAUGCUUGGGUUGGAUGCAGCUGGUAAAACAACCAUACUCUAUAAGCUGCACAUUGGCGAAGUUCUCUCCACCGUCCCUACCAUAGGUUUCAAUGUCGAGAAGGUUCAGUACAAGAAUGUAGUGUUCACUGUGUGGGAUGUUGGUGGCCAAGAGAAACUGAGGCCCUUGUGGAGGCACUACUUCAACAACACCGAUGCUCUGAUUUACGUGGUUGAUUCAUUGGAUAGAGAUAGGAUCGGAAGAGCUAGAGCAGAGUUUCAGGCUAUAAUCAAUGACCCUUUUAUGCUUAACAGUGUCAUAUUGGUGUUUGCUAACAAGCAAGACAUGAGGGGAGCAAUGACUCCAAUGGAAGUGUGCGAGGGUCUUGGACUGUAUGACCUGACUAACCGCAUCUGGCACAUCCAGGGCACAUGUGCUCUGAAAGGUGAUGGCCUGUAUGAAGGGUUGGACUGGUUAGCGACUAGUCUGGACGAAAUGCGAGCUGCUGGACGGAUAACCUCAACAUCGUCAUCAUCCUGAGCCUGAGCUUUAACAGGAGGAACAGACCAUUUGAUCCUCGUGAUAGGCUGAUUGAAGGAUGAUCUGUGGAUGUUUUCUCUUCUUUUUUGUGUUGCCCCUAUUGUUGUUGGCUUCCUGCUGUGAUGGUGGGUGGCAAAGCUUGGUUCACAAAGUGGUGGUAGUAUUUGGUGAUGAGGUGCGUUUAUGAAGAGAAUCUGAGCUUAUUAUGAAUACGUGUCUGUUAGAGUCGAAAGUGCAUCAUCAUGAUGGUCCAUCGUGUGUGGGAGUGAUUGUAAAUACAUCCACUGAUGACAUGACGCACCUGUGGCUCGAUUAGUUUGAAUCUGAAGAAAUGGAAUGGAAUCCCCAUUUGCCGCCUGACGGCCAUGGAUGGAUCGUUUUGGUUA
Molecule: messenger RNA, 1139 nt
Organism: Phragmites australis (common reed)
Lineage: Eukaryota; Viridiplantae; Streptophyta; Magnoliopsida; Poales; Poaceae
Product: ADP-ribosylation factor-like
Exons: 6
Coding region: 34-753 (239 amino acids)
Biological process (GO): intracellular protein transport; vesicle-mediated transport
Cellular component (GO): cytoplasm
Molecular function (GO): GTP binding; GTPase activity
Source: RefSeq, a predicted model, not a curated record